CGUGGGAAAUCGAACCCCGGAUUUAAGCGUGGAUUAACAUCAAUGAUCGUCCCCUUGUACUUAUCAGAGGUGGCGCCCUUUGAUAUCCGAGGAAGACUGGUAACUCUCAACGGUUGUUUCUUUGCUGGAGGACAGUUUGUGGCUGCUUUAAUUGAUGGGACAUUUUCUAAUGAUAAAAUGAAUGGAUGGAGGUUCAUGUUUGGAUUAGCAGCAAUUCCUUCCUUUACCCAGUUUUUCGGCUUCCUUAGAAUGCCAGAAUCUCCGCGAUGGCUGGUGGCUCGAGGCAAAUAUCAUGAGGCUUUAGAAGUUCUGAAACGUAUACGGGGACAAGUAGUCCAGGCUGAGAAAGAAUUCGAAUCAAUAAAAUCAAAUUGUUUGGAAACAGAGAGACAAAUGGAAGCUAAAGAUUCCACAUCGAUUUUUGUACACAUUUUUCAAAACCCUGCAGUCAAGCGUGCUCUAACUGUAGGCUGUCUCCUUCACCUUACUCAACAAUUUGUGGGCAUCAACACUGUCAUGUAUUAUAGCUCAUCUGUAAUAGAGAUGACUGGAGUGAGGAGUGAAUCUUCAGUCGUUUGGUUACCAACUGUGACUACUGCAAUUAACUUCUGUUGUUCCUUCUUGGGUUUGUUUUUAGUUGAAAAAAUUGGAAGAAGAUAUCUCACUCUUUUCAGUUUAGCAGGAGUUGCUACAAGUCUUGGAAUAAUGGCCAUUGGAUUUCAGCUAGCUAACACUCACUCUCCGCAGACAGAAAUCAGCGGUACCGAUGGGCCUAAUACACUGUGUUCUUCAUACAGCUCCUGUUCACAAUGUGUUAACAACCCUCGUUGCGGUUACUGCUUUCUGGACCUUCCAUUCGGACCAUUGAAUGGAAGCUGUUUGUUUUCUGAUCAAAUCAAUCCUCAUAUGUCAGUCACUGGUCAGUGUAACAACUCAGUGCUAGAAGUUCCUUUGACCUGGGCCUACGAAUGGUGUCCAUCAAAUUAUUCAUGGCUGAUCCUUUUUGGACUUAUACUUUACCUGUUGUGUUUUGCUUCUGGUAUGGGUUUUAUGUCUUGGACUGUGAAUUCACAGAUCUAUCCUUUCUGGGCCAGAAGUACAUGUAAUGCCACCGCAACAUCGGUAAACUGGCUUAGCAACCUUGUUGUUUCUUUGACGUUUCUGACACUUGUUGAAUUCCUCAAUAAAUAUGGACUGCUCUGGCUUUACAUGAGCUUCGCCAUUUUGGGUUGGAUCUACUUUUUUCUGAUGCUGCCAGAAACCAGAGGAAAACAGCUGGAGGAAGUGGAGGAUUUGUUUGCUCAUCCCUGGUGGCAAGAUGCAACAACAGCCGAUGAACCGAAAACAGUACAAUAUGUACAUAUUCGAGGCAUUAACCUAGCAACAAACGUUGAUGACCCGGAUUCUGGAGACGAAAGCUGACCCUCUAAUCUACAGACCUUUGUUUACUGAGGUUUUAGACUAGGAUUAUCGAGAAAAAAAGUAUCAGUAUUGAGACAAGUAACCAAGCCAUUGUAAGAGUUUAUAAUCCUUCUUAUUGUUUGUUAUGUAGGCUGAUUAAGAUACAAACACAAUUAUAUAUUACCCUCUUUCAAUGCCGCUUUUAGAUGAUUGUUUUUGAAGCAAUAUUUGGUAGGCUUUGUCAAAAAUUAAAAAAAAAAUCAGAAUCCGAAGAUUCGUUAUCACUUUAACAAUGCUUAUUUUAAUGUUUCUUGUCUAUAUACUCUUAGUAUUAAUUGAUUGGUUGAAUGAAUGAAAAUAUUUUCUGUUAGGUUAAUAAAAUUAAUCACAGCGAAAAAAUAGACUGGGGAAAGGGGAAGAGUAUGAUAAACUUCAAAAUUAACUAACUUCAGAAUGAACGAUGUCAUGCUCGGGUUGUAAGCAUAAUUAUUAAAAUAUCGAAAAGUACAAUACUCGAUCUAAGCUUAUGGAACCAAUGAAUGCACAGAUAUAUAUGAACAAAAUGAACAUUUGUAUAUUUAAACAGACUAAAACUUAUGCAUAUGAAUCUGUUUAUUGACAUUUAAAAAAUUUUGUUUCCAGUAAUAUUCCACAAAGAAGUAACACCAUUUAGUUAUUUUUCAUUCAUAUUCGAAAUUAAUCAAGUUAUUUUGCCUCGUUCAAAAUUACCACCAGUAGGAAAGAAAUGUAACUACACCUUAAAGAACACAAUUGUAUUUUAUCUUACUUACUAAUCUAAAAGAAGCAAAAGCAACAAUACUUUAAAUCAGUUACAGCGCUAUUUGCUCCUAAUCUUCCCUGAAAGGAGCAACCUACCAAAAACAACACUAUAGAUAAUGGAGAGCCACUUGCUUCUAUUUUACUAAAGGGGGAAAAAAACCCUGAAGAAAUGAAAAUGCUACUCUGAAGUUAAUUAAAAUAAUAACUUGUUUGUAUUUUAUUGCAUUUUGAUAUAGAUGUUUCUGCUGAAUAGAUCCAUUCAGAAACGUAAGUCAAAUAUUAGUUAUAUGAAGCAUUUUUUCUCAGAUUGGAUAACAAAUCUAUGAUAAGCCGACUGUUGCACGUUUGAGCAAUACCAGCUCUCAUAAAACAAAAAAUUAUUUUCAUGAUAUUUAGCUCACUUUUAUCAACUGACUACUCAUCACUUGCGCAAAGUGGAACUUUCUAAUACCGCCAUUUAUAAUCGACUAUCAUUUUUUUAUUACAAUGCUUUCCUACAUGAGAAAUUGGUUGAACAAUUUUCACCCACAACUACAACAAAUUUCUAUUUCAUAAGUGAUGAUAAAAAAAUAAUACUAAUGGGAUUAAUGUGUGAUAAACUUCGUGAAUAUUGGAACUCUAAUCCACAGUAUUUGGUUUAAUCACAAGAAGUAUUAUAUUUUUCAGAUUGUGAUUUUUUAAAAUAAAAUUUAAUUUAAGAAUGUAGAAAAUGAAUGAAUACUUAUAAAGUUUAGAAUUAAUGGAUGUUUAGCUAGUUCUUGAGAACUGUAUUUAUGAAUUUGUUGUAAGGAAUAAGUACAUAUGUAUUUAAUAGUUUCGUGUUUUUAUCUGCUGUUUUUUGUUUGUUUUGGCAAGUAUCAUUUUUUUCUCACAUUAUAGAGUACCAUCUGUGUGAAUAUUUUUUUUCCGUUUCUAUUGAAAUAUUGAGAACUAAUAAUAGAUGGCAGUAGUAAAUCUACCAUUUCACCCUCUUCUUGCUCGAUGAAAUAUCACGUCAAAUGUUAGAUGCAGAGACAAAUAUAACAUUUUGCAGAAAAUUGAGUCUGAGUUUAUAGAGCCUAAUGUCGUGUCACAUUCUUCAUCAGACUUUACAUGAUCAUGCAGCACUGUAGAGAAAAUCCAAAGAAGUUUGCAGUAAAGCUAAUAUUGUCACAUUUUUAUCUAUUGAAACAAUUAGCUGCAUAGAUCUUCAUUCAUUACAUAACAGUCUGAGAGAAACAUACUUGAAAUUUCACACAGUUGGAUUAACUAAUUUGAGAUUGUAUCAUAAACUGUGUCAUACUGAUAAUACUUGCUUCAUGAGCCGCUAUUGUUGUUUCUAUUGUAAUACUUAAAUUUAUAUAUAUAAUAUACGGUAAAUUCUGUGAAAUUUACCGAUAUGUUAGAAAGAAUUAAAAACAACGGGAAAGGACUUUAAAUAGAUAAUGUUGUGUGUAAGUUCUUUCCAUAAUUUUUUUAAAGAUAAAUGUAAAAACUUACUACCUAUGCCAAUCGAGUUUCACUAACGCUAAUACCAGAAUUAUUCGAAACUCAAGUAUAAGUAUUCAAGCUAAAUGAACAAACAAGCACGAGAAAAGGUAUUAAAUCAUAAAAGUUUAAACUAACUUAGAGUUAACUUUAGUUUAAAUGAGUAUUAACAUCAAAUGUACAAAAUUGUACUGUCUAAAAAUAUAGCCAAAAUUAGCUUAGCAUUAUUAUUUAAAGGUAUCUACAAUUUUUUUUGUGUAGUUUAGUGCAUGGGUUAGGCCUGUUUAACAACAACUAAUUACAGUACUCUGCUUUAAUUCAUGAGUUCAGAGCUGGCUGUCGUGUUUUUGGAUGCUAGUUAGACUGAGCAUAAGUAACAAUAAAGGUAAAAACAAACAAAUCUCUGUAAUAUAAAGUUGCUUUGCGUAUUUCACUCUAACCCUCAAACCUCUGUAACCGUAAAACGUGGAAACAAGUUACUUUUGGAAUUGAUGGCUAACGCAACAUUUACCAAUUAUUCUUUAUAGUAUUACCUAAGAAGUUUUCAUUCGUAGACUGUUUAAUUUUAUUGAUUCAGCCAGUUAGUGAUUCGAAUGGUGACUAUUGCAGAGAAAUACUCCUUAUGAUGUUCUCUAAGCAAACAAAAUAUCAGUGUUACAUUAUAUUUAGAGAACAGUUGAAUAAAUGCAUAUUGGUGUCAAUAUCUAUCUUAGAGUAAAAUAAAUGAUCAAUAUAUUUCGAGGUAUUUGUGUUUAUGUUGAACUUAAUAUAAUUACAAAAUGAAUAAUUAUUGUCAAUGUUCAGAAAUUU
Messenger RNA from Limulus polyphemus (Atlantic horseshoe crab), 4458 nucleotides. Its product is annotated as proton myo-inositol cotransporter-like. Gene Ontology annotation, biological process: transmembrane transport. Gene Ontology annotation, molecular function: myo-inositol:proton symporter activity. Lineage: Eukaryota; Metazoa; Arthropoda; Merostomata; Xiphosura; Limulidae. The transcript is spliced from 9 exons. The record is from RefSeq and is a predicted model, not a curated record. Gene Ontology annotation, cellular component: membrane. The annotation marks the transcript as partial.